Messenger RNA from Colletotrichum orchidophilum, 870 nucleotides. RefSeq lists its product as uncharacterized. The transcript is spliced from 2 exons. Bases 1 to 870 code for a protein of 289 amino acids. The record is from RefSeq and is a predicted model, not a curated record. Lineage: Eukaryota; Fungi; Ascomycota; Sordariomycetes; Glomerellales; Glomerellaceae.
AUGGUUGGACUUAAGCAAGUCGCGGCACUAGCUGCCGCAUCCUACACGGCGGCAACCCACGCGAGCGCCAUCCCCGAUGCUUCCUUUUCCGACCUCGCCGGUUUCGCCGGCGGUGCCCCUCAACCAUCGACCCCCGCCAGCCGGCACCGCAGCAUCAACAAGCGACAGACGGCCGGCGGCUUCAUCGACACCAACGCCGCCCCCAUCGUCAGCGACUGCGGCGUGGCGGCGACCUUUAGCCUCAACACUCUCGGUCAGCUCGUCGUAGACGACUUGGUCAUCUCCAUGAACCCGGGGACGCCCUUCAUUCCCCUCCGCCCCAUCAGCCCGCCGGGCAGCGUCACCGUCACCUUCAGCCUCAACAACGGCGCGCUGACCUGGGCGAACGCCAACUUCUUUGGCGGCCAGGCCGGGUUCUGCCAGGAUCCUUCGGGGCAGGUUUAUGCGACGUUUGCUGACCCAAGCGUGUCCUACCCGGCGAAUUGUGCACCGGUCCAACUCGGUCCCAUCAUUGCAUCCACAUGCCAAAACAGCGGCGGCCUAAGCAGCUCCCUCACCACCUCCGCAACGACCGUGCCCCCGCCGGGCACGACCGUGACCACCCUCGGCAGCACCAUCGUCACCACCGGCCCCGGCGGUAAUUUGACCACCACAGUCAGCAGCUUCGCCACGACCCUCACCCCGGGUCCCCCCUUUGUGGAACCGACGACGUCGGCCGUGGCCAACGGCACGCUCACACUGCCCCCGGGUCUGUACACGGUAGCCGGUUUCGCGAACCCGGCCGGAGCCGUCUGCUCGAUCGUCUCCGAGUCUUGGAUCAUUGGGGAGACGUCACUGCUUCCCGCGGUUGCUACUUCCAGUGGGAUCUAG